Messenger RNA from Anarrhichthys ocellatus (wolf-eel), 4042 nucleotides. It is a transcript of the gene irx3a, whose product is annotated as iroquois homeobox 3a. Bases 302 to 1621 code for a protein of 439 amino acids. Gene Ontology annotation, molecular function: RNA polymerase II cis-regulatory region sequence-specific DNA binding; DNA-binding transcription factor activity, RNA polymerase II-specific. Gene Ontology annotation, cellular component: nucleus. NCBI's taxonomy places the organism in Eukaryota, Metazoa, Chordata, Actinopteri, Perciformes, Anarhichadidae. The transcript is spliced from 3 exons. The record is from RefSeq and is a predicted model, not a curated record. Gene Ontology annotation, biological process: neuron differentiation; regulation of transcription by RNA polymerase II; cell development.
AGGAGGGGCUUCUAAACGACUAGAAAUGUCAAUCUGAGCAAAGGAGUCCCAAUAAUCUAAAGCAAUCUGUAAGGACCUGACCUUAGUCCAUCCAGAUCAAUAGGGAAGUGAGGGUGGAAAGAAGAAGAGGAAGAAAUAAGGGGCGCAACCGGAUCGUUUACACUGGCUGUUACCGAGGAAAUAUAGACUUCCCUUGCUUGCACCUUUUGUUGCUCACAUGCUCACACUGUAAAAGUGGAUAUCGAGGCAAUUCCCUUGCUUUGUGUGAUUGCAGCAGACUUUUUCCCCUUUUCCUACCGCCAUGUCUUUCCCUCAGCUGGGAUAUCAGUACAUCCGACCGAUAUACCCGCCGGAGCGCCAGGGGAUCGCCAGCAAUGCCCGGGCCGGGACAGAGCUCAGUCCGUCCGGCGCACUCUCCAACGUCCUCUCCACUAUGUAUGGAUCUCCUUUCGCCGCAGCAGCGCAGGGCUACGGAGCGUUUCUGCCCUACUCAAACGAUAUAUCAAUUUUCAAUCAAUUGGGUGCUCAGUAUGAACUCAAAGACAGCCCCGGUGUCCAGCACCCAGGGUUCGCCCACCAUCACCCUGCUUUUUAUCCAUAUGGCCAAUAUCAGUUCGGUGACCCAUCCAGACCCAAAAACGCCACCAGGGAGAGCACCAGCACCCUGAAGGCCUGGCUCAGCGAGCACCGCAAGAACCCCUACCCAACCAAGGGCGAGAAGAUCAUGCUGGCCAUCAUCACUAAAAUGACCCUCACCCAGGUGUCCACCUGGUUCGCCAACGCCAGGAGGAGGCUAAAGAAGGAGAACAAGAUGACCUGGGCCCCUCGGAACCGCACCGACGAAGAGGGAAAUGUUUACGGCAGCGAUCACGAGGGGGAGGAGGGGGACAAGAGGGAGGACGAGGAGGAGAUCGACUUGGAGAACAUCGACACGGAAAAUAUUGAGAACAAGGACGACUUGGACGACCAGGACGACCUGCAUUCAGAUAUUAAACUUGACGGGAGGAGUGACUCUGAGAUUUCGGACGGCUAUGAGGAUUUACAAGGGCCCGACCAGAGGUUUCUAAAAGCUGUGGGGAAAGAGGGGAAAGACGUGGAGAGGGGAGGAGAGCACUUCCACAGCCACCCUCACCACCACCAUCACCACUCUUCUUUGGACAGCAAAGCGUCCCAAGCAAACGGGGAACCGCUCAAACUGAAUACGGUGUCCGUUAGCUCGCCGCCCUCAGAGAACAACCCUGCCCCGGCCCAAAAGCCAAAGAUCUGGUCUUUGGCAGAGACAGCCACGGCCCCUGACAAUCCGCGCAAAUCGCCACACAUGAACGGCAGCAACUCCGCAGGUCCGGCCGCCCAGACCAUAAUCGCCCCACAUAGACUCAUCUCUUCUUGUCCCGUUGGGAAAAUGCAGAACUGGACAAACCGAGCCUUCUCGGCGCAUCAGCUGGCUUUACUGAACUCAAAUCAUUAUCUGGGACUGGCAAACCAGGCCACUGCCACCGGCCUGGCCCUCUACAGCAGCAGGCACACGGAGGACAAGAGUCAUAGUUCAGAGACGUCAGUCACAGGCCACACAGAUGAACAGUGUUACAAUAUAAUAGCUUACAGAAUACAGUGUGUUUGAUGUAUGCCUGUGUGCGUGUGUGCGCGUGGUGUGAAACAGCUUUGAAAAAUGUCCGAGAGAAUUAUGAAAACAUCAUCAGAAAGCAUUUAAGAAAAAAAAGUCAAAUGUUGAAUUGGGUGAAAAGUGUUCUUAAUAUUCGUGUCCGUUUCCUCCUUGAUUUGGUAUUGCUACAUCCAUGGGAUAUUGAGCCCACGUGCUUGUAUUCAAUGGUUUACAUAAAGCCCUCGUCCUAUUAAGCCAACUAGUUUUCAACACUAAAUUCACUGAAACCUGGGAUGGGCUCUGAGAAUAGGCAGUUCCAUGAAUGCAUUUUAAUUUUCAUUGCCACAAUUUCAGAGAGAUCUAGUGCCUUGGAUGCAGAGAAAAAAAAGUUGUUAAAAACAGCUUUCACCCAGUUCAAAGAUAGCGAGGCUGACAAUUGAUGACAUUUGGGAAUUUUCUUUUUUGAUGCCAUAUCACAUUUUCUUUUUUAAACGCAAUAUUUACCCAAAUUAGCUUUUAUUCUAAGAUGCUUUUUUUUUUUUUAUCCCUGUGUUUGUGCGCAUGUGUUUUUUCGUCAAGGCCUAUGUUACACUUACUUGUUUGGUCAUGCAAAUGAGCUCAAUGCAAAUUCACUACAAGCUCGUUUUUGAAAGGCAAUUGUCACUUUUAUAUUAUUUUGUUUUUUUUCCCGAGGCUAUUAUUAGUAGGAUUUCUUUUUAGAUCAAUCCAAUUUUUUUUUCUGUUACCCCUGUGUAUUUCAGGCCUCAGAACCAACUAAGCAGCGGUGGUUCUUUCGGCUCUCUCCUCUCCAUAACCUCACACCAAUCCUCUUUAUUCUUUUUUUUUAUUUGAAUAUGGAAUGUAAAAUAAGAAUAAUACAUCUCUGUAUACUUACAUUGUAAGCAUGUCCUGUGUAAAACUGCUAAUGUAAUAAUGUAUGAACCUGUAGUCUGUGAGUUUUUCUUUUCCUUUUUGUAAGUUCUGUGAGGAUUUGAUGUUCAAAUGUUUUGUAUAUAAAGUUAAGAAUAUGUACAUACUUGUGAACCAAAUUGUACAAGAAAGUCUAUAUUUUGGCUAAUAAAUGAACUGCUGCAACUUUAAGAAAUUGCUGGUUUUUGGCCGAGGUAUUUUGACAGCUGCUUUUGAUGGUGGCUGUUAUUGUGCACUGCAGCUUGAAUUGCAUUGCUUUGGUAUGUAUUUGUAUGUGUGUUAGUGGACAGCCUAAGGCACAGACUUCAUCCGCCGUGGCAGUGAUAAGUAAAUAUUCGAGAGGGAUUCAUCACACUUUUGUAGUGGAGGGACUUAAGGCUAAUUAGCUAGUGUUGCGGCAUAUAUUUGGAUAUUAAUGUUGUGGGAUUAUCCUUACAGAGACGUAAAAUGAAUAAUUCUUUCAUUAAUUUUCGUCUGAAAUUGUAUGGUUUAUAAAGAGAUUUUAGGUAAUGAAUCACUGUUGUAUGAUCGCUGCUAUUCGGUAAAAGCGGUUCAGCUGAUCCGAAGGAUCGAUCUUGGCUUCGCACAGCAACUCCCAGAUCUCAUCAUGCUCAAUUUGCAAUGCUUUUGCUCUUCACAUAUAUCAUACAAAUGUUCCUCCACCAACGCUGCUCUUUGGAAUAAUUGUAAUAUAUGGUAGCUGUAGAACUAAUAAUAACAUCAUUUAUUUUGUUUGCCCGUGACGUGAUCAUUUGCAUGUGUGUGAGACCUUAUCAGAGGAAGUUUAUGUAAACUUAGUGUUGGAGCUCCCUCUACAGUCACAUGCAGUCGGCCAUGUUCUGGUGCACUCACACACCCACACACACACACACACACACACACACACACACACUCAAAGAUUGAGCUCAUGUAGUGUGAAUUUCCUUCGGCGCAUUUCUAAUUUAUUCAUCAGGUGUGAUAUAAAAUUCGAUAGUACAUUUUGCUCUUAUUAAUCUGUCACAAUAUCAGACCUUUUUAACGUGUUUUCAAGCCUUCGUGUUGUGAUUUUAUGAUGUACAAACGCAGUGCAUAUGUCACAAUUAAUCACUUGUUUUGAUGCGUCAAAAAGCAAGCAUAUAUACAUAUGUUUAAAAGGCAAGAAAAAUAAAUAAUUGAUGUUAAUUUUAGCCCAAACGAUCAAACAUAUCUUAUCAAAAAACAAAGAGGCAUUUUUUUAGUUUGGGUCACAACAACAACGGGCAACAAUUAGGCAUAAACAUUAUGCAAAUAUUUACCAAAAAGUACAAUAAAGCAAAUCUUGUCAAAUAGAACAAGUAGAUCAAAUUCAGCUUUUUUUACAGUCGCCACUAGCUCGAGUAUUAAACAAUAUUGUAUGGCUGCCAUGCUUAACUUGAGAAUGACAGGACUUCUCAAUCAUCCUUGAAAGAGCAUUCAAUCGUUUCACUUCAUUCCUGCGGUAAGAUGAGAUAAAAGGUUAAAACAAGAAAACAAAACAAGAGAGAAAAAUAC